AAUCUCACGAAUAUUUACUUUUAUCGUUCUUGCGAUUUAAUAUUUUCAAAAUAUGGAAGACAAUGAAGAAAUCUUUUGCAAAUAUGGGACUCCAUUGCCCUCAUAUGGAGAAGAUGAAAUUCCCGCAAAGAAACCAGUCUCUGUUGAAGAUCAAAUAGUACUUGAUGUUAAUGGUAAAAGACGUUUCCACGGUGCUUUUACCGGAGGCUUUUCAGCGGGGUAUUGGAAUACUGUCGGUUCGGAAGAAGGAUGGAGACCUACAGAAUUCAAGAGUUCCCGUAAGGACAAAGGUACGUUCAAAUUGCAGAAUCCAAUGGAUUUUAUGGAUGAUGAGGAUCUAGGCGAAUUUGGAAUAGCACCUCAGAGAGUUCAGGCAAAGGAGGAUUUUGCACAUUGCAGCAAGGGUGUGAAACGUUCUAUAGCUCAGAUCAACAUGGCUGGUCCAAUUCCUGGUCAACCAGUUUUAAAAUCAUUGUUGAGACCAGCAAAAGAAAAAACAGCUGUCUGUAUAUUGAAAAAAAUGGGAUGGCGAGAAGGACAGGGUAUUGGUGAUCGACAGAGUAGGACUGCAAAAAAGAAAACAAGGGAACGAAACAAGAAGGAAGAAUAUGUAAUGAAAAUGUACGGAUGUGCACUUCCAACUGUAAAUACCGAAAGUAAUAGCUCAACCGAUUCCGAAAGUGAUUUCUCUGAUUAUGAGGUCACUUUUGCUCCAGACGAUUUCGACCCUCUUGUAGCAGCGAUUAAACAAAACACUUUUGGUCUUGGUUACUGUGGACUGCAACGUGAAGCUGCGAGCGGGUUCAACUUAUUUGAUACAUUAGAAGUCGUUGACCAAAAUAAUAAGAAACUUUCCAUUCGCGGUCAAGCUUUUGGAGUCGGGGCUUUGGAAGACGAUGAUGAAGAUAUAUAUGCUAAAGAUGAUAUGUCUAAGUACGACUUUUCGUUAGAAAACGGAUCUAAAAAGACAACUAUUAAAGAGCUUAAUGCUAAGUUCAACUGUUUAGAAGGUUUCUGUCCAAAAAAAAUAACCUGCAAACAAUCCAAAAAAGUAUACAAUAUAACUAUCCCAGAAAAUUUUAUACCGCGAAACUGGGUAAAAAGAUUUAGCAGGUUUGAGCCGUUGGAUGAGAAACGUGCCAAGAAUUUGGAGAAGAAAGAGCAUCAUAUUCAUGGUCUUGGACGGCAUGACAUGACUCCAAUAGAACGUAGCCAUGUUUUAGGAGAAACUCAGGCUGCAGAAUCGAAAUCGUCAGAAAAUAUAGCUCCACGUAUACUGGAUAGGAAAACUGAAAUCGAUGCCGCCGCCAAAAUAUUUCAUAAAGGCAGUUCAUGCGAACAAGUAAAACAGAAUCUUAAGGGUCCUCUGUUGUCCAAUUUCCAGACACAGAUGUCAAAUUUGGGGUCUACUAAAGAAGGUUUCAAGCCAUUCAUAACUGAUCCUGACAAACAAGACCGAUACGAACAAUUUAUUUUAUUCAAGCCAAAUGAGCAGUAUAGCACAAACCGACAUUUUCUUGCUUCGCUUCAGCCUCUUGGGAUGUCGGAAUGGGAUAGAGAACGUGAGUUAAAUGAAUUUGUCCAAGCUCAACGUAUGUAUCGGCCUAUGGAUGGUCUUAUGUCCGAUCGCUUUGUAACCGAGUCUAGUAUAGUGGCGGAAAAGCAAAUCGAAAGCUCAACCAAAACUGAUAUUAAAAUGAGACGAUCAAAAUCUAUGUGGAAACCAAAUAAGGAUCUUUGCAAACGCUUCAAUGUUCCGGAGCCUUUUGGCGGAACGAUAGAAAAGGAAAUUGAAAAACCUAAAAUAAAGUUUUCUGUUUUCGACUACCUUGAGACACCAAUAAACAAUAAGUCCAAUUUUGUAACACCAGUGGUAAUUCCACAAAGUAGCGCGAAACUGGUGGAAUAUGCACCGGUGAGAGAAUCAACGAUAACAAAGUUUAUAGAAACAGAUAUACCUUCAACCAGCUCCGCCGGUAUAUCAAGGAAACCUUUAGUUUCCAACGAAGGUACCAUCAAAGUUAUUGAAAAGAAACCUGCAAAACAAUCGAAGUUAGAACUGAUAGUAUUAGAAUGUGUCAACAAAAAACCAGAAGAAAAGAAGGAUCUUUUUCAAUCAAUAUUUUGCAGUAGCGAUGAAGAAGAUAGCAAUGACGAACAGGUAAUGGAGAAAUCGGAAGCAUCAUCAAUGACCGCAAGUGAAAAGCUUAAGCUGGUUGAAAGUCUUGUUGCCAUAAAACCAGCGAGUGAAAUUAAUGUCCUUAGAAACGAUUCCCCACCGCGUGGUAUCUUCAAAAGUAUACUAGAAAUUAAAGUAACUCCGCAAUCACUAGGAACCAAGGCACCUCAACAACCUGUAUCAGCAGAGUCUUCUUCCCAUUCAGCACGCGCAGGAGUAACUGAGGAGUAUUAUGGCCCAAAGCUUCCCGAUCCAAUCGCAGUGAAACAAUCCAUUUUGCCAACUUUGGCAUCUAAUGAAGCAUUGGAUGCCCGUUUGGAAGCAGCCAUUAAAAAAUGUGCUUCCCAUGGUGUUGUAGAAAAAUGGAUAGAAAAGGACAGCGCUGUAAUCAGUAAAAGCAAAAAGAAAAAAAAUAAAGAUCAUAAAAAGUCGAAAAAACAUAAGAAAGAAAAGAAGAAAAGUAAACGAUAGAGAGCUAUUGCACUCAUGUAAUGUUGAAAAUUUUAUAUUAGAGAUAUUUUGUUGCUUACUAUUUAUUGAAUACAUUUUCAAAGAUAAAGCAAA
This is a messenger RNA of Sabethes cyaneus, 2743 nucleotides long. RefSeq names its product G patch domain-containing protein 1 homolog. The coding region runs from base 53 to 2650 and encodes 865 amino acids. Gene Ontology annotation, biological process: mRNA processing. The record is from RefSeq and is a predicted model, not a curated record. The transcript is spliced from 2 exons. Gene Ontology annotation, molecular function: RNA binding. Lineage: Eukaryota; Metazoa; Arthropoda; Insecta; Diptera; Culicidae. Gene Ontology annotation, cellular component: nucleus.